AUGUGGGGCCAUCCGACUAUAAAAACCACAGGAUUGUAAACUUGAUUAGCCAAAAGCCAAGCAAGGGAUCCCUGUGUCGGCCAAACAUGGCUCCCAAGGAAGAAACCUUCAAGAAACUCCCCACCGACGCAUGAUAUGCUAGUCAAUAUAAUCUUCUCGCUCGCCAUAAAAUCUUUAUCAGCAGCAGCAGCGAGAUUGUUGAAGAAGAACGCUGUGAUACAUGGGGAAUUGCUUGUUUAAAGGAUUUGGGGUUGAAAUUCAAGAAAUGAUAAAAGUGGUCACAACAAACGGAGGAGUCAUGGAGCUCCACGCACCCAUCACCGCAGAGUGCAUAACCAACGAGUUCCCAGGUCAUGCCAUCUACCGUAGCCACGACCUCUCAUCUCCACCUCUCCCCCACCAUGAAGAGCUCCAAGGAGGCCAUCUCUACUACCUUCUCCCUAUCAGCACCAAUAAAAACACCUCCACUACUACAAAUACUACAGAUUCUAACAACAACGCCAUAAAUUCUACUUCGUUGUCCAAACUCGCACCCUAUCGCAUGUCUUUUGAUAAUCAGAGGGUACUAAAGAGAUUAACGGACGCUGUGGUGUUUCCGAGGUAUAACAGCACGGGGGUUUGGAAGGUGAAGCUGGUGAUAUGCCCAGAGCAGCUGGCGGAGAUACUAGCUCAAGAGGCACGAACAGAGGAGUUGAUAGAGAGCGUGAGGACGGUGGCUAAGUGUGGAAAUGGGGUCUCUUCUUCAGUGGCUAGUUCGGACCAAUGGAGUGUGUCUAGUAGCUGGAAAGGAUCUGGUGAGAAAUGUGGGGAGGAUGAUUGUUAGUACUGAAUUACCUUCGUAACUUAAUUAAAUUAAUUAGUUGUGUUUAUGUAUGUUUAAAGACUUAAUAGCCUUAGUAAUUAGCAUGCAUGAUAAAUGUAUUUUAUUAAUUUUCUUUUGAAUAUGGUAUAAAUUCUUUUCGUAUUA
This is a messenger RNA of Hevea brasiliensis (rubber tree), 967 nucleotides long. RefSeq lists its product as uncharacterized. The transcript has a single exon. The record is from RefSeq and is a predicted model, not a curated record. Lineage: Eukaryota; Viridiplantae; Streptophyta; Magnoliopsida; Malpighiales; Euphorbiaceae. Bases 221 to 823 code for a protein of 200 amino acids.